GAAGGAUCAGCAUUCUUCGUUUGUUUUUGAUCACUUCAUGCGUGCUCUCAUCGCCAUGACGAGAACGAUGAGGUGAUGAAACCCAUUGGAUAUUUUGUCCUGUAUGUCUCUGCCGGUUUUGUCGGUUUCCUCCUUCCGGAGCUCACGGAGAAGGGCACCGCGAAGCGCUGCGUGCUGCCGAGCCUCAGCGAACUGACGUCGCGCCGAGAAGAAAACGCCACGGCGUCCGAGACGACCACGGCGGCUCCGAAGGCUUCCGCGCCGCGGAGUGGCGAGUUCUUAGAACGGGUCCCUGAAGAGGAAGUGAGACUGCAGCUUCCACAUCCCUUUGCUUGCGAUCCGUUUGAGCACGUGAUCGCCAUUAGCCUGGAGGACGACCGAGGCAAACCUGGGAGAGAAGCGCUGGUUGCGGAGUUCGAGAAGGCUGGCAUCCAGAACUACUACUUCUUCCCGGCCGUGGACACCGAACAGGAUGAGCAGCUGAAGCGCGAACUGAAGCUGCAAGAUGGCUUAUGCGAUCAGAUCGCGCGGUGCCACAGCACCUUGGGUCGUGCCCUAAGUCAUCGACGUGUUCACGAGAAGAUCGUCUACGAGGGUUGGACCUGCGCCAUGAUCUUUGAAGAUCACGCAAAGCUGGCCAAGAACUUCAGCGCCCGACUGGCUGAAGUGGCGUCCAAUCAUCGACCAAGAGAUCCAACAACACUCACCAUUUUCGCCCACAUACCGUGCCAAGAGACUUGCUGGACCACCAGGAGGGAUAGCUUCCCCGGCUUCGACGUGAUCCAGCUGGGCCGCUGCGAGCGGCCGAAUUCCCGGACGACGCCGCCCGCGGAUCAAAGCAGCGUCCCCAUCCUGUCCAGCGGCUGGCCAGGAAAGUGUUUGCACGCCUAUGUGGCGAGCAUCCAUGGUGCCGUCCUCCUGAGCCAGGCCAAUCGGCCCCUCACGGUGCCGCCCGAGGCGUUGUUGUCCCAUCAUCCUGAUCCGAAGCGUGCCCGGCCUCAUGUGGAUCGAGCACCCACUCAUCAAUCUGCCAGCUAUUGGUACACCGAACCAGCGCUGGCUUGGCAAAGCGUCUGAGAGGGGAACCAGGUCGGCCAAACCAAGACGGUCGUUGGGAGCUUGCAACGUGCUCGGCCUCGGGCAAAAUUUUCUAAAGAAA
Messenger RNA from Durusdinium trenchii, 1159 nucleotides. The record is from the annotation of a GenBank genome assembly. NCBI's taxonomy places the organism in Eukaryota, Dinophyceae, Suessiales, Symbiodiniaceae.